UAAGUAUAUAAGGCGUACGAACUGUUCUCGAAGCAUAUUCAACGAACAUUCGUCCUCAACAAUGGCCGCCAAGAUUGUAUUUGUGUUGUGUCUCCAGGCACUCUUCAUUCAGUCGUUGCUUGGAAACCCAACCCUCAACAGAAGACUGCCGUCAGCCAUCUCUGGUAUAAGCGGUGCUACGGUGGUCGAAAACACCGUCGCUGUUAGUAAUAAUGCAAUUGGCGGUAUAGGCUUGGCCAACAAUGGUCUAAUUGGUACCGGACUCGGCUUGGCCAAUACUGGUUUGAUCGGCUCUGGAAUUGGCUUGGCCAACACUGGAUUGAUCGGCACUGGAGUCGGUUUGGCCAACGCUGGAUUGAUCGGCUCUGGAGUUGGUUUGGCCAACACUGGAAUUGUAGGCACUGGUUUGGCUGGCGUCGGAUUGGCCAACCCUGCCUUAAUCGGCAACGCCAUACUGCCUACUCCUGCCACUGGAUUCCUCGACUUCGCCACAAUUACCAAAAGAGACAACCUCCCCAUCUUCAGCUUCUCUCCCCUCGCUCCGACUGGUCUCACUGUUGUGUCGGAGAACAUCAUCGAAGGACCUAUGGCAGUCGCUGGACAGCUGCCGUUCCUGAGCGCUGUAGCGUUCGAAGGUGCUCUGCCGACUGCAGGUGCGGGCGCUGCUGGCUGCGGCUGCGGCAACAAUGGUUACAUUGGCAUCAUCAAUGAGAAUUAUGGACCCCUUGCGCCUCCCGCUCUGGGUGGACUCGGCUAUGGCCCAGGAAUCGGCCAUGGUGUUGCGCCAUUACUGUAAACAUCGGAUACCUAAAACUGUGUCCAAGUUACUACUUAUCAUAAAUUUAUGUGGUAAUUCUUAAUUACUACAUGUACCUCUAUUUUGCAUAAUAUAUUCACUUACUACUGAGAAUCGUCUAUCGAUUAUUGGCUUCACCUACAUAACAUAUGAUUAUAUCUUGUAAUUGUUUAUAUUUAUAAUAAGUUUACUAUUGUAAUCUUUUGGAGGAAACAAUAAAGAGUAUCUAUCUAUCUAAAACAU
Messenger RNA from Galleria mellonella (greater wax moth), 1039 nucleotides. RefSeq names its product chorion class CB protein PC404-like. The record is from RefSeq and is a predicted model, not a curated record. The transcript has 2 exons. Gene Ontology annotation, biological process: chorion-containing eggshell formation; multicellular organism development. The coding region runs from base 62 to 796 and encodes 244 amino acids. NCBI's taxonomy places the organism in Eukaryota, Metazoa, Arthropoda, Insecta, Lepidoptera, Pyralidae. Gene Ontology annotation, cellular component: egg chorion. Gene Ontology annotation, molecular function: structural constituent of egg chorion.